Helobdella robusta is the source of this 444-nucleotide messenger RNA. RefSeq lists its product as hypothetical. NCBI's taxonomy places the organism in Eukaryota, Metazoa, Annelida, Clitellata, Rhynchobdellida, Glossiphoniidae. Bases 1 to 444 code for a protein of 147 amino acids. The transcript is spliced from 2 exons. The record is from RefSeq and is a predicted model, not a curated record.
AUGAUCAUCGGCGAUCUGAAUGUUUAUUUUAAAGACUCUUCAAAAAAUUACACCAUAUCAUUUUUCAAUUUAAUAUCGUCGUUUGGAUUUGAACAUUUGCCAACUUCAACACACAACAAAGGAGGUCUUCUGGAUGUCAUAAUUUCAAACCCGAGUGUCGGAUUUUAUGACGUUCGGGUUCAUCCACCUCUCAUCUCGGAUCAUGGAUUGGUUACUUGUUCACUUAACGUAAAGAUUAAUUACAAAAAACUCAACAAUGACCUUAUUGCAAAUAAUCUAUGUGAUUCAGAUGUGUAUUUGAGGUACGGUGUGGUUGGCCUGUUCAACCUCUGUGACUCAACUCUCUGCGGACUCUUUGAUCAACAUGCCCCUCUAAGUGUCGAAAAGACUACCAACGAAAAAGAAUCUCUGGUUCAAUUCCGAAUGUCUGGCGAAAAAACGUGA